Messenger RNA from Lichtheimia ornata, 993 nucleotides. RefSeq lists its product as uncharacterized. Gene Ontology annotation, cellular component: nucleus; elongin complex. Bases 1 to 993 code for a protein of 330 amino acids. Gene Ontology annotation, biological process: transcription elongation by RNA polymerase II. The record is from RefSeq and is a predicted model, not a curated record. Lineage: Eukaryota; Fungi; Mucoromycota; Mucoromycetes; Mucorales; Lichtheimiaceae. The transcript is spliced from 7 exons.
AUGCCCAAAGAGAUCAAAUCACUUGUCGCCUGUUCUCAAGAUGUUCUCGCCCGCCAUUUGGAUUUUCUCGACGACGUUGGAAGGGCUCCGUACAGCUUGUUAAGGGAAGCCCUUUGCAAAGCAACACCACAGCAACUCGAUCGUAUCGAGCGAAUCAAUCCACAUCUGAUCCCAGAAUCAAUUGAGCUGUGGUUACCGCAUUGCUUAUCAUUUUCCGAUAUCCGAGAAGCUUAUAACCAAGAUGUUUACCCUGAAUUCACUGAUUGGAGGCAACUUUACCAUGAACGCGUGCAAGAAAGUGAACGACGUCGACAAAUGGCCAGGGCAAAGAUGAAAAAGGAAUACAACAAGAUCCAAUCUGAAAAGGCAGCCAAAUCCAUCAAGGUCUUGUCGGGUGUAGUACCUAUACAAGGUCGUAAAACUACCACUUACGAAGCUGCAAAGCGAUCUACAACCAGUAAACUAUUCCGAGAAACUCGCAAAGCGGCUGAAAGAACGCAUGCCAUCUAUAAAUCCAAACCAUCUCCAUCAACGGUUGCCAACCAACGACCCCAAAGACUUUCUAUGCAAACAACUACAACAUCAUCUAAUCAACGACCUGGAUCGGCGUUGACACGCGCAUACAAUUCACUCUAUGAGCAACAACAUAUGCCACCUCGUUCACCCAUAUACCGCCCGCUUGUACAGCCACCCUCUCGAAUAUCAUCAUCAUCAUCACCAACAGCAAAGAAUACACCUUCACCCUCCCCUUCCUCGUCAGAAUGCAUACCAACUAGCAAAAAACCUCGUUUGAAUGAUCGCCAUCAUCAUCAUCAUCAUCACCUGACAACAACGAGCAGGUCGCCAAGGCCAAACUUUUCACCCAAUCGAAGCCAAUCCGAAUCUGCUAGUAGCCAUAAUGCCUCGACUGCUAAGCGACCCGUAGCGAUCGUUAACUUUGACAUUUUCAAGCAAGUGAGUGAAGAAGGUUUUAAUCCAUAUCAUCAUGGCUGA